Drosophila mauritiana is the source of this 2517-nucleotide messenger RNA. RefSeq lists its product as uncharacterized. Gene Ontology annotation, molecular function: RNA polymerase II cis-regulatory region sequence-specific DNA binding; DNA-binding transcription repressor activity, RNA polymerase II-specific. NCBI's taxonomy places the organism in Eukaryota, Metazoa, Arthropoda, Insecta, Diptera, Drosophilidae. Gene Ontology annotation, cellular component: nucleus; transcription repressor complex. Bases 144 to 2252 code for a protein of 702 amino acids. Gene Ontology annotation, biological process: regulation of cell cycle process; negative regulation of transcription by RNA polymerase II; neuron differentiation. The transcript is spliced from 4 exons. The record is from RefSeq and is a predicted model, not a curated record.
ACCCAUAGUUAAACAAAUUAAUUAUCAAAGUGCAUUAAAUAAUCAAACAUAUCUAAGGUUAGAUGAAGAAAAAGGACUGAUUGCUGACUUCAAAUGAAACACCAGAAAGUUGACGUUACAACGCAAUAGAAAAGGGGAGAAAAAUGAUGAACAUGAAUCCGCCGACGCACCCGCACCCUCACCCACAUCCUCAUCCACACCCACAACCGCAGUCCCAUCUCCAGUCGGUGCAGCAUCUUGGCCAGCAUCAGCCACUGCCCGCCCUGCUCCAGGGCCACCCAGCCACCACCCACUUCGUGGAGUGUCGGGCAUUACCAGCAAUCAACGAGACAUUUCCGCAAUUUGGCCAGCAUCGUCCGGCUAUUUCGCUGCUCUCCCCCUUGGAUCUUUCACUGCGCGCCGCGGCCAGUGUAGUGCCAAUUACUCCACCCUCGACGCCCUCGCCGCCUCGCAAGCGCCAGAGAUUAAUGUCCGAGGAGAAUUACCUGUGGCGUCCGCACAUGGCGAGUCCUGCAGCUCCAGCUCCAGUUGUUCCUGCGGCAGGACCGUCGAGCCUGGCAAUGCAGCCGGGCUACUUUCAUCAUCAUCAGCAGCUACAGCAGCAGCAGCAACAGCAGCAACAUCAACAACCACACCAGCAACAUCAUCAGCAAUAUGCCACACGCAGCAGCUUGGAGGGCGCUUCCUUUAAUAAAAGUCAUUUUCACGGGACGAAAAAUAACUUUGAGCAAAUUCCGGCGGGUCAAUCGAGCGUCAGCUCGCCCAUCUACGUGGAAGAUGAGACCAUUGUGCUGACCGAGGACGAGGAUGAAACAGUUGUCAGUUCCCAUGACUACAAUGAGUACGCCACGGACACGGAGGAAGUCAACGAGGGCGACGAUGAGACGCAGCAGGUACAAGUCAGCGAUAAUGGCGACGAUGAUGAGGAAGAGGUCUUUGUCGAUGUCCUGGGCAGUGACGAUGACGAGGAUGAGGCGGUGGACCCGGUGGCCACAAGAUUGCAGGCCCAACUAAUAGAGACUACGGCCCUGAAACGCAAUGAACUUCUGUAUGAGGAUGAGGAGCUGCACAACCAGGCGGUAAAUGGUUUGGCCAGACUCUUUGACCGGGAUUUUCCAGAGCCAGAUGUGGAGGUUUCCGAUUUGGCGGAAGUCCAGAGCAACAGCGGGAAGACCUACACAGAUCUAAGUGGCGUGGCGGAGAUUAGGACUACUAGUAACACCAACCUUCCACCGCCUCCUCCACCUCCUCCGGCUCCAGCGACUUCUUCAAUCCCUGCUACACCUCCACUUCCGCCUCCACCCAUAUCUCGACCCCACAAGGCGGAACGUAGAAGGUCGAAGCUACGAAAACACAUGGCCAUCGAUGAGGAGACCAUAAGUCCAGUUUCUGGCACCAUCAUUCGCAAACUGCGCGACGACGAGGAGCUGGUGGUGCGCAAAGGCGACAUUGAUCCGGCUUUCAACGUGGUCGAAAUCACCGAGGAGGCCAAGGCCAUCCUGGCCAGCAUCGACAACAAGAUUGGAGACUACAUGUGCCAGCUCUGUCGCACCGUCUACGAUGAUGCCUUUAUGUUGGCCCAGCACCGCUGUCCCCGCAUCGUUCACAUCGAGUACAAGUGCUCCGAGUGCGAAAAGGUCUUUAAUUGCCCGGCCAACUUGGCCUCCCAUCGCAGAUGGCACAAGCCCAAAGCGGAGGCGGCUGGCGUUAAUCCCGCCAAGAAACGAGUUGUGGAAACGAGCGAUCUGGUUCAGGAGGCGACCAGGAGCGGCGAUGAUGCCAGCGAUGGCAUUUAUCCGUGCCAUAUAUGCGGAAAGACUUUCCGACGUCAAGCUUACCUGAAAAAACACCAGGCCUCCCAUCAGAUGUUGGAUAAUCUCAAGAAUCUGGAUUUCUUCAAGUCCCAGCAGCAGCAGUUGGCCAUCAAUGGCCACCAAUUGGCCGAUCACGUCCAGCUGCAGCAUACAACUGGACAGGCGGUCACAUCUGCCGCUCCCUAUGCAUCCUUGCCUCGCCCACCGCCUGGCAUGCCCAUCUACCCGCCCCCAAGUGGUAAGAACUAUGCGGGUGGACAACGCUUUCCGGGAUUUCCCUUUCAGUCUUUCGAUCAGCGGCGCUUCUACUCCCUUGGCGAAUUCUAUCUAUCGCAGCACUUGGAGCGAUCCUCGGCCUUCCAAUACGUGCAGGCCAAUCACCUGAGGCAACUGUCCAAUGUGGCCCAAACUUUGAUGCCUCCUCUGCCCGUCAAAUGACCCAAUCCCAAUACGAAUGUCCUGCGGCCGGUACCACGCAUUGCGGCAACAACGACGGCAACGGGACCUCCAGCGGCAGCAACAGCAACCAGGCAAGAGGCAAGUGUUGCAGGGGUGUCCUCCGUUGGCCACGCCUUUAAUUGGGUGGCUCCCUCGGCCGCAGGUGCAACUGCAACGGGAAGUGCAACUGCAACUGCCACGGCGACGACUGCGGAGUCCGGCGGGAAUGUUAUCAUGUGACUUACCAACUAUUAGCAGCAUUGAA